CGUGUUUGAGUUAUUCGUUACUUUUGCGAGAAGUUUUUAUUUUCUAGUUCUUUUUCUUUGAUGUUCCCCCAAAACAGUUCUUAUUUAUUUUUGAUCGGUCUUUAUAUUCGUAAUUUGAUGAGUUCAUUUUAGCUCAUAAAGUCUUUGUGUGAAUAAUUGUUGUAGUUGUUGCGAUUCUACAAUGGAAUCUGUCCGCACAAGUCCCGAAGAUGAUUUCCUAACAAAAGUUGGACGUUCCUUUGUUUGGCAAUACUACAACAUUAUGAACAAGUGUCCGGAAUGUCUCUACCGCUUUUACACAAAUUUCUCGAUCUUACGGCAUGGCAGUUUAGAAAUCGCUGUUGGUCAGAAGACGAUUGAGUGCCGUUUAGAGCAAUUACAGUAUCACAAUAGUGCGGUGAAGAUUAAUCAACUUCAAAUCUAUCCAGCAUUAGAUAAUAGCAUUAUAGUCGUUGUUGGAGGUCAACUGUUACGCGAACAAAAUCUAUUGGCUUUCACACAAACGUUUGUGCUCGAACAUCACUCUGGGACACGGUACAGUAUAUUAAAUGAUAUACUCACUUUCGAUAACUAUGACGGAUAUGCCAGAUUCAUAAACAGUAAAGGUGUUUUGCAAUCUGUUAUGGUUCCUAUUAUGCAAAUACCGGAUGGAUAUAAUUGUAAUGACCAGCUAAUGACAGAAACUGAUUCCGAUGUAUCUGAUGAUGAUAAUUCUUGUGAAGAAAACAACACUGAAAAUAUUUAUACGCAGAAUCCAUCAAUGCGUUAUUAUCCACAGGAAAAUGCUUAUGACUUGGGAGAAAGCAUUAUGCAAAUAAAUGAUGAUAACGUUCAAAUAUCAACUGCUGACAAUACUGAGCAAGCAGUGCCAUACGAUUUCACUGAAUCUAGUGAAGUACCGGAAAUCUCACAAGCUCAGUUCGAGAAUUUGAUAUGUCAAGAAGAAUAUAUGGCAGAAAUGGCUAUGCCUUCAUCUUGCUUUAUACUGCCUGAGCAACCAAAUUAUUGUUCUGAUAUUAUUUCAGAGACAGAUGAUAGUAUAUGUUGUUUUAGUGAGCCAAGCGGUUUGCACGAAUCUAACUCUGAUACUGAUCAUUGUUCUUGUGAGGAAGAAUUUUCUGCAGAAAAUUCUAGUGUAACACAAGAUAAAAUGGAUCAAUUGAACAACUUGAUGAACUUGAAAACACCAGUUGUUGAAAGUAACAAGGAUGAAGAAAUUAUUUUGAAGAAAACAGAUGAAUUAAAACAAAAACUGGCAGAAAAAGUUGAUCAAGUACAGCAGGAAAGCAAAAUUAUUAAUAUUUCAAAAGUAGAAAAAUUAAAUUUACGACAACCACAGCAAAAGCCACAGCGUCAGGUAUCAGCACCGAUUAAACUUCAACCAGAAGUACAUUUACAGUUUCGUUAUAAUAAAUCGAGUUCUAAUAGACCCGGUGAGUUGGCUAACAAGAGCACUAAUAGUAUGCAGCAGAAGAAGAUACAACCAAAAACUACGAGUAUUGUUACCACCACUUCGUAUAAACAAGAAAAUCCUUUGCGUAAUCGUCGUAAACGAAUUUCAGAUUAUUAUGGCGACAAUCAUCAAUUAUUUCUUGGCAACAUUCCACUACAGGCUACUGAAGUAGAAAUGCGCAAACUCUUCGAGAAGUUUGGUAAAAUAUUAGAACUACGAAUCCUUAGCAAUCCACCUUCUAAAAUAGAUUCAAAAGGUAGAAAUUUACUUAAUUAUGGCUUCCUAACCUUUGAAAAUCCGGAAUCUGUGCAGAAAUGUUUAGAAAUAUCUCCUUUUUUCUAUCCUAACAAUCUGCCAAAUGGACAUCGCAUUAAUAUUGAACGCAAGAAACGACGUAUGGGAUUUAGUAGUAAUAUCGCAAAUGCUACCACAAUUUCAAAUAACCUAACAAAAGGUACUCCUAAAAAUGGGGUACUAAACACUAUAACUAUCAAAAAUAAACCAGAAAAUCGUUCCCAAUCGUCCCAAAAUCAGUGUCGAUCGAAUUCUUUACACACUGUUCCCACUAAGCGUCGUCGCUGAAGUUGCAGCUCAAUCUGAAAAAAGGACAUCAACCUCAUAACCGCAACAAUUAUCACUACAAUUAGCACAUAGAAAUAAAGAUAAAUAUGCUUAGUAAGAAGUGGCUAAUUGCAUAUUAGUUACUAAAUAUUAUUAAUACCCGCUAAUAUAAUAGUUAGUAAUUUACUUAUAAUAAAUACGCUGUCUACUUAC
Molecule: messenger RNA, 2227 nt
Organism: Teleopsis dalmanni
Lineage: Eukaryota; Metazoa; Arthropoda; Insecta; Diptera; Diopsidae
Product: ras GTPase-activating protein-binding protein 2-like
Exons: 3
Coding region: 182-2035 (617 amino acids)
Cellular component (GO): cytosol; ribonucleoprotein complex
Molecular function (GO): mRNA binding
Source: RefSeq, a predicted model, not a curated record